This is a messenger RNA of Paecilomyces variotii, 2244 nucleotides long. RefSeq names its product C6 transcription factor. The record is from RefSeq and is a predicted model, not a curated record. Gene Ontology annotation, molecular function: zinc ion binding; DNA binding; DNA-binding transcription factor activity, RNA polymerase II-specific. Gene Ontology annotation, biological process: DNA-templated transcription; regulation of DNA-templated transcription. Gene Ontology annotation, cellular component: nucleus. The transcript has 5 exons. The coding region runs from base 1 to 2244 and encodes 747 amino acids. NCBI's taxonomy places the organism in Eukaryota, Fungi, Ascomycota, Eurotiomycetes, Eurotiales, Thermoascaceae.
AUGGCUGCCGAAGGACAGAGUCCGGUCUCGAAGAAGACCACCAAACCAAAGUCCAGAUCGAGCGCAGAACAUUUGAUGAAGCGCGUUUCGAGAGCUUGUUUGCAUUGCCGUCAGCGCAAGUCGAGAUGCGAUCUAGAUAUUAGUCCUAAUCCAGGAACACCACCGUGCCAGCGCUGUCUACGAGACAAGCGCGAGUGUGUCCUAGGCAGUUCCAACAGAGGUGGGCGUCGUAUCCGGAAGAACAAGAUCAGCAACAUCACACCAGCUGCAGUGCCUACACCGACGACGACGGUGCAAUUGGAGGAGACAUCCAGUUCUCCCAAUUCGGAUCGCUCUCACUUUCCUGUUUAUCCCGGAUCUUUCGUCUACGUCCAGUCGGAACAUGCCGUGGCAAACGGGACAACUGCAAAGGAUGACGAGAUUGCAUCGAAUGCUGACAGUGCGAUUGAGGAGGUCCCCAGAAACCCUUCUGAUGCAUGGCAGUGUCUGAGCAGAGUUGCCAACCGAGGUGCGGAGACUACUGAUGCGGAAAGACUUGAAGACCGUCAGUCUGGAGACUCCUCGGAUCUCCCGUCAACAAACGGGACCCAGAACGGGCAAAGAGUGGACUACCAUGCGAGGAGUCGCAUCAAUGAGUAUACGCUCGUCCAAAACCGUUCGCUCGACCCCGAGACUGUAUGGUUUCUGGUGAGCCGCUAUGCUGAGCAUUUCCAUCCUUAUUUCCCUCUAGUUCCAAGGAGGUACUUUGACCGCAACGCUCUGGGCACGUUCGCAACAAAAGAGAAGCAUCUACUAACAGCAGUUCUGACGAUUGCUACCAAAGACCUCGUGGAGCGCCCAGAUAUCCAUGAACAUUGUUCGCAGUAUAUGCAUGAGCUGAUAUCGGGAAUCGCGGCCGGUGCGGACUGCGGUGUUGAAGCCGUUGAGGCUCUACUUCUUCUGGCGGAGUGGGAGCCGCAUGGGCUACGGCCAGGAAAGACGCCUGUUGGAAGAGGAGAAGAAGAUCGAGCAGCGUGGAUGCACGUUGGUCUUGCACUGCGCACAGGAUACUUCCUCGGUCUGGACCGGACAUCGUUUCGAGGCGACUGCGCUGGCGAUCCACAAACUGAUGAGCGCAAGCGCUUGGCAUGGGCCAACUGUUAUAUCUCAGAUCGACUGAUAUCAGUCCGCAUUGGACGGGCAUUCUGGUCUCGAGGACCCGGCCCGAUGACGGGGCUAGUCAGCCAGGACUUCCCUUCUCUGCAGCCCAUGAAUGAGGGAGACGAGGACUAUGCGAACAUCUUCCAAGCCUCGUUGGACCUGACUCAGCUUUAUGGAAACGUACAUGAUGUCCUCUAUUCUGGAAUGCGUACGAGCAAUCAGAUGAUGCUCAUGGGAGACUACGUUAAAUAUGCGGAUGACUUCCGCUCAGGCAUCCUACGGUGGAACCAAAAAUGGGGCAACUUGGCUUGCUCCCACCAUAUCAAAGCGACACUCCGAAUGUCUUACGAGUACCUGCGGCUUUACACAAAUGCAUUUGCAUUCCAAGCUGCAAUCUCCCAGACGCUUGUGUCCAAGCCAAAAGAUGAUGUCCAUCCACUGAGAGAACAUCUCAGAACUACCUUCAGCAACCUCUCAUCGAUGCAAGAUGCCCGUUUCAUAUAUGAUUCGGUCGACGCUGCUAAAGCCUAUUUGAACCUCCUAGUCAGGGACGUGGACCCUGAACGUCACCUUCGCUAUAUGCCUCUGAGGUUUUAUUUUUACGGUAUAUAUGCCGCCGUUUUCCUAUACAAGGCAAGUAAAUGUGCUGCAGCCCGCUCUUUCGGUGUAUUACGACCGAAAGAGGAACUUGUUGUUCGAGAACUCGUGAGCAGAACGACAGAAAAGCUCAAUCGAGCAAGUCUGGGACCCGACGACAUUGGGUCUCGAUACGCUCGACUUUUAGAGCUCCUGUGGAAACCGAAGUCUACUAUUACCGCACUACCAUCUCCUCAGGAAACCCACCUCAGCAAUGAUGUUCCAGUGCCUGCACCCAUACCAAGUGUUCCUGAAGCGGGUUACAUGCAAUUCAGCCCUGCCAACGAUUUCUCCUGGCUUGACCUCGAAGCAGUUGGGGAUUACGUUGACCCCGAACAGAUGACUGGAACGGAUAUCCUUGGUUUUGACUCCUUCCAGAGCCCGUCUGUCUAUACUGCUGGGCAGGAACGUUCAUUAUGGCAAGCGCCAGCGUGGGCCAAUGAUAUGUCCGCCAAUCUGCCCUUCUGA